CUUCCCUCGUGCAAGUGCUGGUUUUCCUUUUUCGUUUGCGUGCUUUGCAAAUAUUGUUUGGCCCUUCGGGAGCUUCAUCACCACCUUUUCCAGCGAUAGAUUUGCAGUGAUCCACGGUUUAAAGAGAGCUGUUAGGGGGAAAAGUAUUAAGGGUUUUCUUCUUUUUGGCUUUGUCUUCGUGGGCUUUGACCGUAACUUGUGAAGGGAGAAAAGGUGUUCAGGGUUAGCUUCUCUUAUGGAAGGAUUAGCUUUGCUUGUGGAAGGAACUAGUACCAUGGGGAGGGAACUCAAAGAUGUGGAGUUGGACAAGAAGGUUAAUGGCCUUGCCAUGAUUGCAAAUGGCGCUUCUUUUGAGAAAGUCCAUGUUGCCCCCAGAAUCCCAGAAGACAGCGUUGAUAAGGAGUAUGAGGUGAAGGAGUGCACAAUAGAAAGUUCGGCGCUCGAAGAAUGUCAAGAGAAGCAAGAGGUGCUGGGGGUUAAGAGCACGAACUUUGACGGUGAUGUGGCUGAUGAAAAGAACGAGAGGCUAGAGGAUCAGAAGCUGAGCAACAAUAGAAAGUCGAAUCCUUCGGUGACGAAAUCCAGUGCCAACGGCCGCACAAAUCAUACCGUUCCCCACCCAUUCACGCUGGCUACUGAAAAGCGGAAUAACUGUGUAACACGACAUGUCGGAGCUGAAUCUCCUGUCAGCAUGAACUCACUGAAUGCUAAUAAUAUGAAUUCACCUUUCAGAAGUCCCCAGCCAAGCACACCUCCAAUUUCAAGGAAGCCGCUGCAAUCUAGUAAUAAGAAGCAUCAAGAUGACGACGACAAUUGGUCUGUCGCUUCCUCAGCUGCUGCAUCUGUGCGAACAGUAAAAUCAGUUAAAUCCAAGAUAACUGUUGGUUCAGCUCCGACAUUUAGGUCCAGUGAACGUGCUGACAGAAGGAAGGAGUUUUACAUGAAAUUGGAAGAAAAACACCGGGCUCUGGAGGCAGAGAAAAGUCAAUGUGAAGCAAGGAACAAGGAAGAGCAAGAGGCUGCUAUCAAGCAGCUCAGGAAGAACAUGGUUGUUAAAGCGAAACCAGUGCCAAACUUCUAUUAUGAAGGGCCUCCUCCAAAAACUGAGCUUAAGAAGCUGCCACUCACUCGGCCAAAGUCGCCAAAAUUUGGCCGAAGAAAGAGCUGCAGCGAUGCAGUCAACUCUGCACCAGAGGAAAAGGGCAAAGCCUGUGGCCGGGCACUCCGCCACAGCAUUGGCAGUUGCAAACAAGAACCCAGCUCGGUCAAUAGUCCCAAAACUCCAAAAACUAAGAAUCAAGCGGGGAUUCGAUAUGGUAACACCACGGCUAAAGUAAGAGAGCAGCCACAUGAAGAAGAGACGGUGAACCCAACUUCUGCUCCUUGUAAUAUCCCGGAGCAAACAAUUACCGAUGUCGCAGUCCAAUCGUGAGUGAAGCGUUUUCUCUCUCUUACAUCUAACUUCAGUUGGGAAAAUGAAGCAGACUACUCUCGAGUGUCUCGGUGCUGUUUAGGGCUCUUGCAAGGAAAAUAGCCUGUUUUCUUGUCAUCCGAAGACAGCUUAUUUGUUGUGGUGAAUUGUAUAUGUUUAUUUAACUCUGUCGCAUCGAUGAUGUUGUUGAGGGAAAAAGGAACUUGUUAUAUCAUUACAUAUUCGGAGAGUUGGUGCCUUCCGUUGUGAACUGUACUAGUACUAGUGUUUCUGGGGAAGAAGAGUGACUAUUUGUGUAGUUAUAGAAACUAUAUAAUCUUGGUCCUUUCCUUUUGAUGCAAACUUCAUGUUACAUGUCGUGUUUGGAAUGUCGAGGGAAGAGAAACGAAGCUUCUUCUGUGGC
Molecule: messenger RNA, 1835 nt
Organism: Eucalyptus grandis
Lineage: Eukaryota; Viridiplantae; Streptophyta; Magnoliopsida; Myrtales; Myrtaceae
Product: protein WVD2-like 2
Exons: 7
Coding region: 236-1432 (398 amino acids)
Biological process (GO): microtubule cytoskeleton organization
Molecular function (GO): microtubule binding
Source: RefSeq, a predicted model, not a curated record